UCAGAUAUGAGUAAUUUUGCAAAGCCAAAGCCACAUGCUGUGUUGAUUCCAGCUCCAUUUCAAGGCCAUAUCAAUGCAUUGUUCAAUCUAGGAAAGCUUCUUCACCUUAGAGGCUUUCACAUAACCUUUGUCAACACUGAAUACAAUCACAAACGCUUGCUCAAAUCAAGAGGUCCAAAUUCUCUUGAUGGUUUCAGUGACUUUAAGUUUGAGACCAUACCAGAUGGUCUAACUCCAAUGGAAGGCAAUGGUGAUGCUACUCAAGACAUAUACCCUCUUGUGCAAUCAAUCAUGACGAACUUCCUUCAACCCUUUGAUGAACUUCUUACUAGACUUCAUCAAUCUGCCAAUGAUGGUUUUAUUCCACCAAUUACUUGCUUGGUUUCCGAUUGUUACAUGCCUUUUACAAUAGAUGCUGCGGAAGAACAUGCACUCCCAAUCCUUUUCUUUUCUCCAUGCAAUGCAUCUACGUUCUUGUGUACUUUUCAAUUUCCUACUCUGAUUCGAAAAGGUCUACUACCACUCAAAGAUGAGAGUUAUCUAACAAAUGGAUAUUUAGAUAAUAAAGUUGGUGACUGGAUUCAAGGUUUGCAAAACUUUAGGUUGAAGGACCUUCCUGAUUUUACAAGGAUUACAGAUCCUAAUGAUUUGAUGAUAAAAUUUAUUACCGAAGUGGCGGAUAGAUGUCACCGAGCCUCUUCUAUUGUUAUCAAUACUUCAUAUGAACUUGAGAGUGAUGUUAUGAAUGCUCUCUACUCUAUGUUCCCUUCUAUAUACACCAUUGGCCCAUUUGCUUCAUUUUUAAAUCAAAGUCCACAAAAUCACUUGGCAUCUUUAAAUUCCAAUCUUUGGAAAGAAGAUACUAAAUGUCUUGAGUGGCUUGAAUCAAAAGAACCAAGAUCUGUUGUUUAUGUAAAUUUUGGUAGCAUCACAGUUAUGUCACGAGAGAAGCUCUUAGAGUUUGCUUGGGGUUUGGCCAACAGCAAGAACCCUUUUUUGUGGAUAAUUAGGCCUGAUCUUGUCAUUGGGGGCUCAGUUGUUUUGUCAUCUGAUUUUUUUAAAGAAAUUUCAGAUAGAGGACUAAUAGCAAGUUGGUGUCCACAAGAUAAAGUGUUGAACCACCCUUCGAUUGGUGGAUUCUUGACUCAUUGCGGAUGGAAUUCAACCACUGAAAGCAUAUGUGCUGGAGUGCCAAUGUUGUGUUGGCCAUUCUUUGGUGAUCAGCCAACAAACUGUAGAUUUAUUUGCUAUGAAUGGGAGAUUGGACUCGAAAUCAAUACAAAUGUGAAGAGAGAUGACGUCGAGAAGUUAGUCAAUGAAUUGAUGGUGGGAGAGAAAGGAAAUAUGAUGAAGCAAAAUGUCUUGGAGUUGAAGAGGAAGGCAGAAGAGAACACAAGACCUGGUGGUUUUUCAUACAUGAACUUGGACAAAGUUAUUAAGGAGGUCAUGCUUAAACAAUACUAGAUUGAAGUCAUUUAUUCUAGGAAUUGUAGUUGUGUAAUCUCCUCUUGAAUUUGUUUUAUUGUCAAAAAAUAUGAUGCAUUUAGU
Messenger RNA from Medicago truncatula (barrel medic), 1548 nucleotides. RefSeq names its product 7-deoxyloganetin glucosyltransferase. Gene Ontology annotation, molecular function: quercetin 3-O-glucosyltransferase activity; quercetin 7-O-glucosyltransferase activity. The transcript has 2 exons. Bases 7 to 1464 code for a protein of 485 amino acids. The record is from RefSeq and is a predicted model, not a curated record. Lineage: Eukaryota; Viridiplantae; Streptophyta; Magnoliopsida; Fabales; Fabaceae.